Messenger RNA from Rhizoctonia solani, 204 nucleotides. RefSeq lists its product as uncharacterized. The record is from RefSeq and is a predicted model, not a curated record. The coding region runs from base 1 to 204 and encodes 67 amino acids. The transcript is spliced from 3 exons. Lineage: Eukaryota; Fungi; Basidiomycota; Agaricomycetes; Cantharellales; Ceratobasidiaceae.
AUGGAUGUUACUCUCAUCCCUCCUCAUAAGUUCCAUGUUACCACUGGGUUCGGAUAUUACGGAGGGUGCGAUGGGUCGGAAAUAAUUGUCAGCAAGUCGGCUUCUUGCUGCCCCAAUGGUGCCUUCUGCAAGACCGACGACUACCAGUCUCAACGCCAGUGCCAGGCUAAUGAUGUUAACCUCGAUAUCACUUUCUGUGCAUGA